AUGGUCCGUGAAAAGUUGAGACAAUUCUUUGGAAAGCAGCACUCGGAUAAGGACGACCAGAACAAUUUCCAGUCUAUACAAAGGAAUCAAUCUGUGGAUGAUUCUUCAAUCCACCAUGCAUCCGCCUCUGCUAGGAAAGCAGAUCUGUGGCAACGCGCUUUUGAUGACCUCGAGCCCAAAAAUCAACAACUUAUCAAGUCUAUAUUGAUACCAAAAUCGGACAAAACCAACGACUCCAAUGAUGUGAACACCGAUCCCGGUGUCGUGGACCGUUUAAAGGCACUGAAUGGGGUAGUCGAAACCGUGAAGACCCAAUAUGAAAUCGACCAAAGAAAAUCCAGGAUUAAAGAACCAGCCCAAAAGAUCAUUAAGGCUGUUCUUAGCUUUCAGGACCUUAUCAAGGCAGCUGUGGCAUUUGAUCCGACAGGACACGCAACCAGCGUCUGGGCUGUUGUGUCUUUGGGAUUGACUGUAUGCUCGUAUUUUCCCAAUUAA
Penicillium lagena is the source of this 495-nucleotide messenger RNA. RefSeq lists its product as uncharacterized. The coding region runs from base 1 to 495 and encodes 164 amino acids. The record is from RefSeq and is a predicted model, not a curated record. The transcript has a single exon. NCBI's taxonomy places the organism in Eukaryota, Fungi, Ascomycota, Eurotiomycetes, Eurotiales, Aspergillaceae.